GAAGCAGCCGCAGCGGCCCAACAAGAAUACCCAAAAUGAAAACCAAAUCGACACUCAAAAACAGCGAAGACGGCAACAACAAGCUACAACCGGCAUCGACGUCGGCACAACUCAACUUGUUCCUCGGCAAGUUCCAAUCUGCCAAUCGUCUCCAGCUUUCUUCUCUCGAACUGGACUUCCUCACUGGGAGGUUUGGUUUGGUCCCCCUCAUAAGUUGCUUCUUCUUUUAAUAAAUUGCAAAGACGGGAGGAGCUGCUCCUCUAUUAGCCUUCUAUAAAAAAAAUAAAAAAAAUAGUGAUGUUGAAACCUCAUUUUGUCUAGAAUAUGAGAUCUUUGGGCCUGUUAUCUAUUCUACAGUUUCUUAAUCACAUGUUUGUGUUAUAGCUAGUUGUAUAGUUAACAUUGUAUUAUAUAAUUUCUUGUAGACUUGUAGUAAUUCUUGGAUUUUCUGAACAGCCUCAAGUCUAAUUAAUAUUAUCCCCUAGCUAUCAAGAACUGUGCAAUUAAACAAAACCCUCUCAAAGACUCAAACAAAGAAGCAAUUCAACAGAAACACAAAGAAAUAGUAGACAAUUAGCAGAAAAUGUGUUCUGAUUGUCAAUACCAGAUUCCUACCAUAGAUUUCUCAAUCAAUUCACUGGAAAUAGACCGAGGAACCGAAGAGUGGUACAGUUUGUGCAAGAGAGUUAGAGAGGCUUGUGAAAACAAUGGUUUCUUUGAAAUAGUUUAUGAUAAGAUACCUCUGCAGUUAAGAGCAGAGACUUUCUCUAUGAUAAGGCAACUCUUCAGCCUUCCUCUGGAGACAAAGAAGAACUAUUUUAGUUCAAGGCCUUAUGGUGGUUACCAUGGACAGAAUCCGAAACUUCCCUUGUUUGAGAGCUUUGGCCUUGAAGAUCCCUCCAACUAUGAAUCCCUCAGAAGCUUCACACAACUCAUGUGGCCUAAUGGCCAUGACAAGUUUUGCAACACUGUAAUUUCUAUGGUGAAGAAGUUGGAUGACCUGAAGCAUAUGAUUGAAGUGAUGAUUCUUGAUAGUUAUGGUUUGGGAGAGAAGUCAAAAUCGAUCAUGGCAUCUAUGACACUGCUAAGGAUAAUGAAAUACAGCCCACCUCCUUCGGGGGAAUCCAUGCAGGGGCUCCAUGCUCACACAGACAAAGCCCUUAGCACAAUCCUUUGUGAUGAUCAAGUUUCAGGGCUGGAAAUCGAAACAAAGGAUGGACAAUGGAUCAAGCUUUCUUUCUCUCCUACCUCCUUGGUCUUUGUCGUUGGAGAUCUCCUUAUGGCCUGGAGUAAUGGCAGAAUGCAUCCUGCAAAGCAUCGAGUGAUGAUGAGUGGAGAGAAGGAACGAUAUUCUUUGGGACAAUUUGUAGAUCCAGUAGAAGGUACCAUCAUCAAAGCAACAAAGGAGCUAGUAGAUGAAGAACAUCCCCGUAUUCUUGAGGACUUUGACUAUACGAAAUUUAGCAAGUUCUUCUUCUCAGAGGAAGGAAAGGCUGUCGACACAGAAAUGCAGAUUUUCGCAUUUGCUGGGAUUAGUUAGCACUAAAAGUGAAUGCGCACAGUCGUUCAUGACUAGCUAGCUGGUUGUUAAUCACUCGAACUCUUCACACUUGCAAUUUGUUUUCCCUAGUUACAAAUCAUAUGCGCCUUUUU
Molecule: messenger RNA, 1653 nt
Organism: Rosa chinensis
Lineage: Eukaryota; Viridiplantae; Streptophyta; Magnoliopsida; Rosales; Rosaceae
Product: probable 2-oxoglutarate-dependent dioxygenase AOP1
Exons: 4
Coding region: 584-1540 (318 amino acids)
Molecular function (GO): dioxygenase activity
Source: RefSeq, a predicted model, not a curated record